Molecule: messenger RNA, 1680 nt
Organism: Ananas comosus (pineapple)
Lineage: Eukaryota; Viridiplantae; Streptophyta; Magnoliopsida; Poales; Bromeliaceae
Product: BTB/POZ and MATH domain-containing protein 3-like
Exons: 4
Coding region: 195-1406 (403 amino acids)
Biological process (GO): protein ubiquitination
Molecular function (GO): protein binding
Source: RefSeq, a predicted model, not a curated record
AAACUUUCCCUUCUCCUUUCCGAUUCCGCCUCUUCUCCGAAUACUCCUCCGCAACGCAACAACAAAAAAACGCUCCCGAACCCUAGUCUCGCACAUGACACCCAAUCCCCAAUCCCUUCUCCAAAUCGCGAAACCCUAGUUCCCCUCUCUUUUCUCGCUCUCUCGUCGAUCCAGGGCCCAAACUAGGGUUUCCGAUGGCGAAGCUCGCGGAGGACGACGACAAUGGCGGCGACUCGGGGUCGAGGUCGGUGUUCGAGACGGUGAGCGGGUCGCACCGGUACGCGGUGAAGGGGUUCUCCCUGGCGAAGGGGAUGGGGCCGGGGAGGUUCCUGUCGAGCGGGGCGUUCGCGGUGGGGGGCCACGAGUGGGCGGUGUACGUGUACCCGGACGGGAAGAGCCCCGAGGACGGGGCCGCGUACGUGUCCGCGUUCGUGGCGCUCGCGAGCGAGGGCACCGACGUGCGCGCCCUCUUCGAGCUCGCCCUCGUCGACCAGAGCGGCAAGGGCAAGCACAAGGUCCACAGCCACUUCGCCCGCGCCCUCGAUGCUGGUCCCUACACCCUCAAGUACCGCGGAAGCAUGUGGGGUUACAAGCGUUUUUACAGAAGAACAUCCCUAGAAACAUCGGAUUAUCUGAAGGAUGAUUGUAUAAUUUUGAACUGCACAGUCGGUGUUGUUAGGAACCGUGUGAAUUCACCGAAGCACUUAUCAAUUUCUGUACCAUCACCUGAUUUGGGGCACUGCCUCAUGGACCUGCUGAAAUCUGGUAUUGGAUCUGACAUAGUUUUUGAGGUUGGCGAUGAGAUGUUUAGAGCUCACAAGCUGGUUCUUGCUACUCGCUCACCAGUAUUUAAUGCUCAAUUCUUUGGUCCAAUUGGAAAUCGGCAUCUGAACAGGGUUGUUGUCGAAGAUGUGGAACCUCUCGUGUUCAAGGCCAUGCUUCACUUUAUAUACUCGGAUAAAUUUCCAAGUGUCCAUGAACUAACUGGACCAGAUUCAAUCUGCACUUCGACAAUAAUGGUGCAACAUAUAUUAGUGGCGGCCGAUAGAUAUGGAUUGGAGCGUCUGAGGCUGCUAUGUGAAGCAAAGCUAUGUGAGGAACUCACCACUGACACAGUGGUGACAACCUUGGCUCUAGCGGACCAACACCAGUGUGCUCAAUUGAAGUCUGCCUGUCUAAAAUUCAUGGCUGCUCGGGAAAAUUUGGGAGUUGUCAUGGAGACCGAAGCCUUCGACCACUUGAAGGAGACAUCCCCGUUGUUACUUUCCGACUUGUUGGCGACUGUUGCCAAUGCAGACAAUGAUCCUACAUCAAUUGGGCAGAAGAGGAGCAGUAGCAGCGUCGUAGGGCUCGACUUAAGGGACCCUGUUGAACUCUUCGGAAGGCGAAUAAGGCAGCGACUGUAACUUGCCACACCAAAAACCCAGGUCCUAAUCGGGGCGGAGAAAGAAAAGAAAAUGCCAAAAAAAAAAAAAGAAAAGAAAAAAGAAUAGCCUAGUUACUAACCAUGGCCUUCAAUGCACAUAUUUUAGUUUUUCAUAUUGAUGUUUCAGGAUUGUGAGGUAAAAAAUGGCAUUUUGUUUUGAGUAGAAUUGUGGUGAAAUUGUGAAUAAUUUGGUAUUCCUCUUUUCUCAAGUCACUAGCGAAUCUUAGCAAAAUUCAUGAGAGUAAAUUACAUCA